CACGCACACACGCUGGUGUCUCUCUGUUUCCAAGAAAACACAUGGCAAAGUACCCCAGUUAAACCUUUCUCCAGCCCAACUAGACAAAACCACAUGUUCUUCCUCCUCUGGCUCUAAUCCUCUUCCAUUUCCUUAGCUUAAAAAUUCCGUCAUCUUUUGCAUUCUCAAAUACUACAAGCCCAUCAUUUCUCUUCCUUGUUUUUUUCCCCUCCUUUCUGGGGUGCAGGAAAAAUGGUGAAAUAUCACAAAUACCACAACUACUGGAGAAAGGGCGAGGUGUAUGGUGCCAUCCAGGAUGAGGAAUCACCUCGUCAUGGCUUAUUUUGUAGAAACUCCUCUUGCAGCAAAAGAGCAAGGCCCAAGCUUUUAUAUUUCGUGUUUAUCACUUUCCUUUAUUGCUGCUUGAUAUUAGCACCCCAUUACCUGACAUUUUCAUCAACUUUUUCGCUUCUUUAUUCAUUUGGGGUUGACGAUGCAAGGUUGUUUCUUGAAGCUGAUGCAAAUGCUUCCCUCUGUUCAUUUGUGCAUAAUGGGACAAUUUGUUGUGAUAGACACAGCGUUCGUUCUGAUAUAUGCAUCAUGAAGGGGGAUGUAAGAAUAGAUGCGAACACUUCUUCAGUCUUCCUGUACAGUGGCAACAAUUUAAGUGAUUAUGUUUUGGGGCCAUCCGAUAGUGAUGAUGAUAAUGAGGUGCUUCAGCAUGAAAAAAUCAGCCCAUAUACUCGAAAAUGGGAACCUUAUGCAAUGGGUACUGUUACUCAACUAGACCUUGUUGUAAAGAAAGGAAAUCCGGGCAGUUCUCGUCAUUGUGAUGUGCAACACAAUGUUCCUGCUAUGUUCUUCUCUACUUCAGGCUAUACUGGUAAUCUUUAUCAUGAAUUCAAUGAUGGGAUUAUCCCUCUUUUCAUUACUACUCAGCAUUUGAACAAGCAGGUUGUUUUUGUCAUUCUUGAUUAUCAUAAAUGGUGGAUUAUGAAGUAUGGUGACAUUGUAGCUGAGCUCUCUGAUUAUCCAGUUGUAGAUUUUAGUGGAGAUAAUAGAACACACUGUUUCCCUGAAGCCAUUGUUGGCUUAAGAAUUCAUGAUGAGCUCACAGUUGAUCCUUCAUUGAUGAAAGGCAAUAAGACUAUUAGGGACUUUAGAAACCUUCUGGACCGAGCUUAUUGGCCUCGAAUCAGGGGUCUAAUCCAAGAUGAGGAACGUCAAGCUCAGUUAUCUCCAUUGCCAGCAGCUCCUGUGGACAUUUUAAAAGAAAAGCGCGAUUUGGAGAAGCCCAAACUGGUCAUUAUAUCUAGAAAUGGUUCAAGAGAAAUACUAAAUCAAGAUUCAUUGGUAAACUUGGCAGAAGAGAUUGGGUUUUCGGUGGAAAUUGUGAGGCCUGUUCGAACUUCAGAGCUCGCAAGGAUAUAUCGAGUUCUCAAUGCAAGUGAUGUUUUGGUUGGAGUCCACGGUGCUGCCUUGACUCAUUAUCUCUUUAUGAAGCCUGGCUCAGUUUUUAUCCAGAUCAUUCCUCUUGGUACAGACUGGGCAUCAGACUCCUAUUUUGGCGAAUCAUCAUUUAAAUUUGGUUUAAAGUAUGUUGCAUACAAGAUUCUUCCGAGCGAGAGUUCAUUGUCUGAUAGUUAUGAAAAGAAUGAUCCAGUUUUGCUAGACCCUGAUACUGUGAACCAGAGGGGUUGGGAAGUCACAAAAGAAGUAUAUCUUGAUAAUCAAAAUGUAAGAUUGAAUCUGCGAAGAUUUGAGAAACGACUACUUCGUGCAUAUUACUACACCAUUGCUAAGAAGAAAGGGCAUUUCCCUAUUCAGUCUCAAUAGCCUUUGUUUGGUCUUGUACCGUGAACUUGGUUUUCUGUUGACCAUUGUAAAUCAGGUAAGUGGCAAAUAGUAACAAUUGAAAAAAAAAAUGUUGUAUGAGGUGGGUGACGAUCCGAUUUUGUAUACUAAGUAGGAAAUUGUUACCUUCUUUUUGGUAUAUAAGAGAUAUCUAAAAGCAGAUUCUCUCAUCUAUUUCUUGUUAGCUCUUUGCA
Messenger RNA from Coffea eugenioides, 2027 nucleotides. RefSeq lists its product as uncharacterized. Gene Ontology annotation, molecular function: glycosyltransferase activity. Lineage: Eukaryota; Viridiplantae; Streptophyta; Magnoliopsida; Gentianales; Rubiaceae. The coding region runs from base 232 to 1815 and encodes 527 amino acids. The transcript is spliced from 3 exons. The record is from RefSeq and is a predicted model, not a curated record.